AUGGGCACCGUUAUAAAUAGUGCAUCCCAACUAGACACUUUAAUUCAACGCGCCACGAGCGAGUCUAUCCCCAAUGGUGAGAUAGAUCUGUCAUUGGCGUUAGAAGUUUCGGAUGUAAUAAGAUCAAGAAGAGUCAAUCCGAAAGAAUGCAUGAGAAGUCUCAAGAAACGGAUUGUGGCGACACGAUCUAAUCCAAAUACUCAGCUUUCAGCUUGGAGACUUACGGAAGUUUGUGUUAAAAAUGGCGGAACGGCAUUUAUCAAGGAAAUCUGUACACGAGAGUUUAUGGAUUGUAUGGAACACACGAUACUAGAGAAUGAUACCAACGAAGACGUCGAAAAAUUUUGUACUGAAAUGCUACAAGGUUUGUACGUCGCGUUCAAGAAUGAUUCGCAACUCGGUUACGUCGCAAAGGUUCACGACAAACUUGUCGCGCGUGGCGUUGAUUUCCCGCCAAAUGGCCAUACACAGUCAGAACUUGUGGCUGCGAUGUUUGAUUCUAAGACACCUGCUGAUUGGAUUGAUUCGGAUGCCUGUAUGAUCUGUUCUACGAAAUUUACGCUUUUAAACAGAAAACAUCACUGCCGGUCCUGUGGCGGCAUAUAUUGCCAAGAACAUUCUUCACGAAGAAUCCCGUUACCGGAUCUUGGAAUAUAUGAGCCAGUAAGAGUAUGUGACAGCUGCUUUGAUGAUUAUGAGUUGAAAAGACACUCUGGUAAGAAACACAAGUCCAAGCGGAAAAAAAAAGUUAAGCCCACUCGCGACGGAGACGAGGACGAUGACUUGAGGCGUGCCAUCGAGAUUUCACUUAAGGAGACAAGCGCGGGUGGUACAGCAAUCCCUGUGGUACAGCCAGUAAAACAGGAACAACGUCCCACAGCGGACGAAGAAGACGAAGAUCCAGAUUUGAAAGCGGCCAUCGAAGCGAGUCUGAGAGAUGUCAGGGCUCAACCAUUGAGCACGAGUUUUCAGCAUCAACGCAAUCCACCAAUACCGAUUGACCAGCCUAAGUUACCAGCAUUUCAAGCUCUCGACGACUUGACUUCUGCAGAAGAAAAUGAUAUAUAUCUCUUCGCAUCAUUAGUCGAGAGAAUGAAGUCGCAACCGGCUACAGCGAUUUUAGAAGAUGACAAAUUGCAGCAGCUCUACAGAAAGGUCUUGGGAGUUGCGCCGAAGCUGAACAGUGUACUACACGAUACAGUGAUCAAAUGCAACACACUUGUUGAUAUGAACAGCAAAAUCUCGGACAUUAUGAACGUUUACGACUCCUUAUUGGAAAGACAACUGCAAAGUAUCAAUCUCAGCCAGCAAUAUUCAGUUCCUCAACUACCUUCCGACCCGUUCUCUUUCUAUGGAAUACAAAAGCAAGAGGCCUCUAAAGCUGAAAGUUUUGAGUCCGCAAAAUUGCAAACGCAAAUUACUUCUCCGUAUCCAAUGGAGUCAAGUUCGCCAACGCGCAUACCUGCCGAUGUUGUCAAUAGCAUAUCAAGUUGGUCCCAGGAGCCUUCUGAACGCAGAGAGUACAUCAAUACGGUACCCAUUCGAAACCCUCAGAGCAACUCUGUUACGCCCAUGCGAGAAACCAGCAAUCAAAUGUCUUUGUCUCAAUUGGGAUUUCAGAGCGCUCCAUUAAACAAUACAGCAGCAAUGCAUCUUAAAGAAAGUGAACCGCCAUAUCCUUUGGAGGAAGAAGAGCAUAUUAUAGAUCCGAGAGCUGCUGCUCCGGUGCUGACCAGUGCUUCACAGCUACAGCCAACACGUCAAAGCGAGGACAAGAUAACAGACGUGAAUUUCCCUACUGUUCCGGUUACAAAGCCUCCCGUUGAAGAAUUGAUUCCAGAGGAAGUUAAUGAAGUUGAGGAAGAUGAGCCCGAACACCUGCUAAUUGAGCUUUAG
Molecule: messenger RNA, 1896 nt
Organism: Lachancea mirantina
Lineage: Eukaryota; Fungi; Ascomycota; Saccharomycetes; Saccharomycetales; Saccharomycetaceae
Source: the annotation of a GenBank genome assembly